This is a messenger RNA of Colletotrichum lupini, 561 nucleotides long. RefSeq lists its product as uncharacterized. The record is from RefSeq and is a predicted model, not a curated record. Lineage: Eukaryota; Fungi; Ascomycota; Sordariomycetes; Glomerellales; Glomerellaceae. The coding region runs from base 1 to 561 and encodes 186 amino acids. The transcript has 5 exons.
AUGGUUGCCAUUUCUGUCAUUUUCAAAUUUGCAUUGCAUUUCACGGAACAGUUGCUCUCGUUCAUCUAUGUAACAUUAUAUACCCUGUAUAUGAGGAUAUCAAUCCAAGGAACCAACGCAACGGCCGAGCGCAGCCGAGAAGAGGAACAGGACGUGUGCCCCAUGUGGUUGAGAGAAUAUUGGCAGGCAGCCUAUGGAGGACACCCUAGGCAACAUGACAUCACUUUGGCCGAAGCACGCACACAGUCUCCAUCUUGUUCUGCCCUAUGUCAUCCCUUUGUACCUCGCAUGAUUGGCAUGCGGAAGGCGGCAUGCGGUAUGUGUCGGCUCGGCUUCUCAACGGUGCGUCUAAAUCCCGGGAUGCAACUCUACCUCAGGUACUUGACCAUGAUCAGCGGUAGACAGGAGCUGGGGCUGAGAAAGAGGGCGGUCUCAGCCGAUACCUACACCACACGAGUACCUAGGGUCAGCAAAGAGAGAGGAAAGACGACGGGGGCUGAUGACGGCGUUUUUGUAACCUCGAUCAACCUUCACUUGCACGUUCAACGGAACCUUGUCUAG